This is a messenger RNA of Schistosoma turkestanicum, 1191 nucleotides long. The record is from the annotation of a GenBank genome assembly. NCBI's taxonomy places the organism in Eukaryota, Metazoa, Platyhelminthes, Trematoda, Strigeidida, Schistosomatidae.
AUGUUAGCUGCAUCAGAUCCUAGAAGACCCAAUAAACUUCGGAGAUUUGUCCCGUUGUCACAGGACACCCCUCCACUUGAUCAAACUAUCGAUUAUCUUAAUUUUUUCGGGAUAGUCUUAAGCAUGUGUGGACUGCUGUUCGAAAUGAAGUUUGCUGCUUGGCUGGCCGUUGCUUGUGCUUUCAUAACGUAUUCCAACUCACGAACGGGGGAGGACACAAAGCAACUAAUCAGUGGUUUUAUGUUGUCCAUUAGUGCACUUAUAAUAUUCAACAAACGUGUUAUAUAUGUUGGGGGACUAUCAGAGCAAGUUGAUGUACCGCUUGUUCGUGCAGCAUUCAUACCUUUUGGAGACAUAGUUAGUAUCAAUAUGCCUAUGGACUAUCAAACCGAAAAACAUAGAGGAUUCGCUUUUGUUGAAUUUGAAGAAGUGGAAGACGCUAUGAGUGCCAUUGAUAAUAUGAAUGAAAGUGAGAUAUUUGGGCGUACUAUUCGUGUUAAUGUGGCGAGACCAGUACGCAUACGAGAAGGUUGGAGUCGACCAGUUUGGUCGGAUGAGAAUUGGCUAAAGAAAUAUGGCAGUGCUCCGUUGGAAGUCAGAAAAUUGGAUGAACCUGAUAUCGUCAAUCCAUCAGAUUCAACAGAAAAUGCUGAAGACUUGAGUGACGAAGAAACACGGACCAAAAAACAGAAACGAAAUCUUCCCAGGGUAUUCUUCGAUAUUAGAAUCGGAAAUGGAGAUGCUGGUCGUAUAGUGAUGGAGCUUCGGUCAGAUAUUGUCCCGAGAACUGCUGAAAACUUCCGUGCUUUGUGUACAGGAGAACGUGGAUUCGGUUAUCACAAUUGUUGUUUCCAUCGAGUUAUACCUCAAUUCAUGUGUCAAGGAGGUGACUUUGUAAAGGGAGAUGGAACCGGUGGUAAAUCAAUAUAUGGACGUAAAUUCGAUGAUGAAAACUUUCAACUACGACAUGAAGGCUUUGGUGUACUCUCCAUGGCGAAUUCCGGACCCAAUACAAACGGAUCUCAGUUCUUUAUCUGCACAACAAAAUGUGAUUGGCUUGAUGGGAAACAUGUCGUUUUUGGCCGAGUAGUGGAUGGACAAAAUGUCGUAAAAAAGAUGGAGUCCGUCGGAUCAAAAUCUGGUAAGGUCAAAGAACCCGUCAUCAUUUCUCGGUGUGGAGAAUUAAUCUAG